AUGGGUGGAUUCAAGAUCAUCGAGGACCGCCCGACGCCCAAGUGCGUCUACAACGCGCGCGUCUAUCUCCAGGCAACAGUCGUUGCAUUUGGCGCUUUAACUUUCGGAUAUGAUGGAGCCUUCUUUGGAACGACGGUUGCGCGCACGAAGUUCAAGUCGGACUUUGGUAUUACCGACUCGCAAGCCAUUAGCAAUUUGACGUCCGUCUAUUUAGCAGGAGCCUUCUUUGGCGCGUUGGCUGCAUGGCCUGCCAUGGAGCGCUUUGGUCGUCGUAUGCCGCUUCAGAUUGCCUCGAUCGUGUUCGUCGUCGGCGCUAUCCUCAUGGUGGCCACCAGCCACAGCCUUGGCAUGAUGUACGCCGGCCGUGUCAUCACGGGUCUCGGUGUGGGCACUCUGACAGCUGUCAUCCCAACGUACAUUUCGGAAAUCGCCCCACCUGCGCUCCGUGGAACGCUGACAGGUCUCUUCGAAGUCUGCUACCAGGCCGGCUCGCUCGUUGGUUUCUGGAUCAACUACGGCAUCAACCACCACGUCGACGUUAACACUGCUCUGGCCUGGCGUAUCCCCAUGGCCGUGCAGCUCAUUCCCGGCGGUCUCCUCGGCCUCGGCACGCUCAUCCUCAGGGAGUCGCCCCCAUGGCUCUUCCGCAAGGGCCGCGACGACGAAGCUCUCGAGGUUCUCUCGUACAUCCGCAAGCUUCCCGCAGACGACAAGUACAUCCAGGAGGAGGUCGGCAUGAUCCAGUCUCUCAUGGCUGAGGAGGCACUCAUCACGGGCGGCGAACACGGAAUGAUGGCAUACCUCCGCGGAGCUUUCGGAUUGCUCAAAACCAAGAACAUUCGCCACCGCGUCGCUGUCGUCUUCUUCAUGUUCCUCUUCCAGAACUGGAGCGGAGCAAUUGUAAUCAAUUAUUACUCUCCAAGCAUCUUCAAGAGCGUUGGCAUCGUCGACUACACCUUGUACACUGGAAUCUACGGACUGGUGAAGGCCAUCGGGUCGUUUAUUUUCUUCCUGUUCGUGGUCGAUCGUUCGGGGCGUCGUGUCCCCUGGCUGCUUUCCGCCACUGUGUGCGCCGGGUGCCUGCUCUACCUGGGAAUCUACGUCAAGGUUGCCGCACCCGCCGCGGGCAAGACCAUGUCGGCUUCGUCGCAGGCUGGUGGCAACGCGGCGAUUUUCUUCAUCAUGCUCUACUCGCUCUUCUGGUCGUUUGGUGGCAACGGACUGCCCUGGAUUGUUUCGUCUGAGAUGUUCCCCAUCAGCCUGCGUUCCAUCACUGGAGCGUUCGCCGCAAUGUGCCAAUGGCUCUUCUCCUUCUCGUCCACCAUGGCCGCUACCCAGCUCCAGCUCAAGCUCAAAUGGGGUCUGUUCGUCUUUUUCGCUGCCAUCUGUCUCGUCACCGCCAUCUUCACGUUCUUCUGGGUCCCCGACACCAAGGGUAUCCCCAUCGAGUGCAUGGAGGCUCUCUUCUCCGGCCGCUCGCGCCACGCCCAGUUCCUGCAGAAGAAGGUGUUCCCGCCCAACGGUAUCCCUCCCUUCCCUGGAAACCUCCAUGCUCCCGUCACCCGCCAGAAGUCGGUCACCUCGCAGAAGGAUGCCGACGGCAUGUUUGAGCACUCUGAAGCUUAG
Molecule: messenger RNA, 1626 nt
Organism: Apiotrichum porosum
Lineage: Eukaryota; Fungi; Basidiomycota; Tremellomycetes; Trichosporonales; Trichosporonaceae
Exons: 8
Coding region: 1-1626 (541 amino acids)
Biological process (GO): carbohydrate transport; transmembrane transport
Cellular component (GO): membrane
Molecular function (GO): carbohydrate:proton symporter activity
Source: RefSeq, a predicted model, not a curated record